UUAAACUAUGCUCCCUCGUACGUGCUCUUUCAGAAUGCUCGUUAAGUGGAUCGCAAAAUUUUGGGCCUGAAAGAUGCUUGUAAUACAAUAUGAUUGCAGGCGUAUGCACAGUCAUUCAGUAGGAGGAUUCUGAAAGACUUAAAGCAAGGAGCAGCAUUUUGCUAUGCCUCGAGGAAGCCUCAAACUUCUGAUAAAGACUACCCUGCCUUCAUGUCCGAUUGGCUUUGUGCUUGCUGACUCUCUGCACUUAUCUAGUGGAAAGACUAGUCUUGAGCGUUCUCCUGCGUAUUAUGUUCCUAAUAGAGACUUCUCUGUCAAAAGAAAUGCAGAGGAAACUGAAUUUGCCUGCCAAUUAGAGGAGACAAUCACAUCCAGUAACAUCAAAACUGAUGGUGUCUCCCAUUCCAAAUUGACUAGCAUGUAUGAUCAUACAGAACCAGAGUUGGAUUCUUGUAAUUUGGCUCUUGAAGGUGCUAGUGAAGCUGGAAUGGUUCAAAAGCUUAUGAAGUCAUUUCAAACUCGUGAGGAACUAGAAUUUGCUCUUGACAAUUCUGGGUUAAUUAUAACUAAGGAGUUGGUUUUAGUGGUGCUACAUAGGCAUCGAUCAGAUUGGAAACCUGCGCUUUUCUUCUUCCAAUGGGCCUCUAAUCGAGGGAAUUAUUCUCAUGAAUCUGGUGUUUAUAAUGUGAUGAUUGAUAUCUUGGGUAGAAUGAAGCGUUUUGAUGAAAUGUGGCAUCUUGUAAAGGAAAUGUACUCAUCCAAAGAUGGGCCUUCAUUUGUAACAGAGAGAACAUUCGAGAUCCUUAUUAACAGAUAUGCAGCUGAUCACAAAGUCGAGAAAGCCAUUGAGACAUUUUACAAGAGGGAGAAUUUUGGCCUAAAGCUUGACAAAGUUGCUUUUCAAAUUCUUUUAUUGGCUCUUUGUCGUUACAAGCAUGUUCAAGAAGCAGAGUCUCUUCUUUAUUUGAAGAAAGAGGAGUUUCCUCUUGAAAUUAGGAGUAGAAACAUAAUCCUUAAUGGGUGGUGUUUAAUGGGAAAUUUACGGGAAGUUAAGAGGUUAUGGAAUGAUAUAAUCUCUUCAGGUUGUGCACCUGAUCUUUAUACAUAUGGGAUUUUCAUAAAUGCAUUAACCAAAGGUGGUAACUUGGGCAGCGCUGUAGAGCUUUUCAAAUCAAUGUGGGAGAAAGGAUUAACCCCAGAUGUUGCAAUAUGCAACUCUAUAUUGGAUGCUUUGUGCUUUAAGAAGAAGAUACCCGAAGCUCUAAGUAUAUUUAAUGAAAUGAACGAGCGAGGUUGCCUCCCUGAUGUUGUGACAUACAACUCACUUAUUAAGUACAUGUGCAAAAUAAGGAGGAUGGAGAAGGCUUACGAGCUUUUGGAUGUAAUGGAGCAAAACGGGUGCACCCCAAAUGCUAGGACUUACCAUUUUUUCCUUAGGUCAACUAAGAACAAAGAGGAGUUCUCUGAAUUAUUGAAAAGAAUGAAAAGAACAGGGUGUGUCUUUACGAGUGAUACCCAGAAUUUGAUUUUGAGGAUUCUUACAGGCUGGGAUGAUUUUCAGGGGGCUUAUGGCGUGUGGAGAGAGAUGGAGAGAGGGGGGAGAGGCCCUGAUCAAAGGUCUUACACUGUGAUGGUACAUCGACUCUAUGAAAAGGGAAGGAUGGAUGAGGCUUUUGGAUACUAUGCUGAGAUGAUAUCGAAAGGUAUGAUUCCAGAGCCAAGAACCAAGUUGUUGGCUGAUGCGUAUGAACUCAAGCAAGCAGGGAAGUACCAGAUACGUGAUCAAUCAGAUACAGAAAAAAGGCCACUCUUGUAGUUCUACCAAUCAUAUGCCAGAAUUUCCAAGUUUGAUU
Messenger RNA from Amborella trichopoda, 1853 nucleotides. RefSeq names its product putative pentatricopeptide repeat-containing protein At3g15200. Gene Ontology annotation, molecular function: protein binding. The record is from RefSeq and is a predicted model, not a curated record. Lineage: Eukaryota; Viridiplantae; Streptophyta; Magnoliopsida; Amborellales; Amborellaceae.